CUGGACCAGCAGUAUAAUGAAUUUAAGUUGAGGUCCAUCAUGUCUGAACACAAGAAGACCAUUACAGCCAUCAGCUGGUGUCCCGACAACCCUGAUCUGUUUGCGUCAGCCUCUGCUGAUAACCUGCUCAUCGUAUGGAACGUAGCAGAACAAAAGGCUGUAGCAAGACUGGACAACACUAAAGGUGUCCCAACGUCAGUCAGUUGGUGCUGGAACUCAGCUGAUGGAGUGGCGUUUGUCUCCCAGCGUGGUCCGCUGUAUAUCUGGGUCUAUGGAGGUUCUGACCCCGGGGUCACAGUGCAUAAAGAAGCCCACUCCUUCCUGUCUGAUAUCUGCCUCUUCAGAUGGCAUCCCACUAAAAAGGGAAAACUGGUGUUUGGACACACAGAUGGAAGUUUGUCUAUUUUUCAGCCAGGGAGUAAAAGCCAAAAGCAUGUGUUGCGUCCAGAGUCAUUAGAGGGGACAGAUGAAGAGGACCCAGUCAGUGCUCUGGAAUGGGACCUUUUGUCAACUGACUAUCUACUAGUGUCUAAUCUCCAUAAUGGUAUCCGGCUGGUGGACAGCGAAGCCUUGGCUUGUAUUACGUCCUUCUGCUUCCCCUCAUCUGCUGCAUCCGUUCAGUGUCUGGCCUGGGUCCCCUCUGCACCGGGCAUGUUCAUCACCGGAGACUCCCAGGUUGGAGUGUUGAGGGUAUGGAAUGUGUCUCGCUCCACUCCUUUGGACAGCUUUAAACUGAAAAAGACCGGAUUUCAUGCUUUACAUGUCCUCAACUCCCCUCUCGCCAAGAAAGCUCAGAGUUCCUCUUCUCCCAGUAAAAGUCAGCACACCAGUUCCACCAGUGAGGCAGUACCUCCCCCAACCCUUUCACAGAACCGGUCCUUCUCUCUGCCCCCUGGCCACGCUGUGUGCUGUUUCAUGGAUGGAGGGGUGGGACUCUACGACAUGGGGGCCAGGAAGUGGGACUUCCUACGAGACUUGGGUCAUGUAGAGACUAUCUUUGACUGUAAGUUUAAACCAGAUGAUCCUAACCUGCUGGCCACAGCUAGUUUUGAUGGAACCAUCAAAAUCUGGGACACAAACACACUAACAGCUGUUUACACCUCCCCUGGCAAUGAAGGAGUGGUCUACUCCCUGUCCUGGGCUCCAGGAGACUUGAACUGCAUCGCAGGGGCGACGUCUCGUAAUGGAGCUUUCAUCUGGGAUGUCAGGAAAGGAAAGAUCAUCACUCGCUUUAAUGAGCAUGGUAAGAACGGUAUAUUCUGUAUAUCAUGGAGCCAUAAGGAUUCUAAGAGGAUUGCUACCUGUAGUGGAGAUGGAUUCUGUAUCAUCCGGACCAUCGAUGGUAAAAUCCUCCAUAAGUACAAACAUCCUGCUGCUGUAUUUGGAUGUGACUGGAGCCAGAAUAACAAGGAUAUGAUAGCAACAGGCUGUGAGGAUAAAAACGUCCGCGUGUACUACCUGGCCACCAGCUCCGAUCAGCCUCUGAAGGUCUUCACUGGGCACUUAGCCAAAGUAUUCCAUGUUCGCUGGUCCCCACUCAGAGAGGGGAUACUGUGUUCUGGAUCAGAUGAUGGUACUGUUCGUAUAUGGGACUACACACAGGACGCGUGCAUCAAUGUGCUAAGUGGUCAUACAGCUCCAGUCAGAGGCUUGAUGUGGAACACAGAGGUUCCUUACCUCCUCAUUUCAGGUUCUUGGGAUUAUACAAUCAGAGUUUGGGACACAAGAGAUGGCACAUGUCUGGAUACAGUCUAUGACCACGGAGCCGAUGUGUAUGGUUUAACAUGUCAUCAGAGCCGUCCGUUCACUAUGGCCAGCUGCAGCAGAGACAGCACUGUUAGGCUGUGGUCUCUCACACCCCUCAUCUCUCCACUGCUGCUGAACAUCAUUACCGACCAGCCCUGGGAAAAGAUCAUAGGAAACACAGACACAGCCAUGGUUCCUGGCUCACCCCCGCUGCUCUGUGGUAAAGUGUCCCGAGACAUCAAGCAGGAGUUGGAUAAACUGAGCUUAAACAUCAGGGCCAAGAAGCUACGCUGGUUCUCUGAAUGCUUUUCGCCUCCAGGAGGCAGCAGCAACCUGUGGGACUUGGUGUCAGUCAUUAACGGCCAGGACGACUCGCUGCUGCCAGCCAGCUACAGCAAGGGAGUGAUGCACAUGAAACACCUGCUUAAGUUUAAAACGUCUGAAGCCCAGGAGCUCACUAUAGUCAAGAUGUCUAAAUUUGGAGGAGGUAUCGGAGCUCCAAGUAAAGAGGAGAGGCUGAAAGAAGCAGCAGACAUCCAUCUGAGACUGGGACAGAUCCAACGAUACUGUGAACUAAUGGUGGAGCUGGGACAGUGGGAGAAAGCAUUAUCUGUGGCACCAGGAGUCUCCAUGAAGUACUGGAAGAAACUCAUGCAGAGGAGAGCUGACCAGCUGAUGGCUGAAGAUAAUGAUGAUUCUAUCCCAUACUGCAUCGCCACAGGAGACAUAAAAAAACUUGUAACUUUCUUCACUGGCAGAGGACAACUGCUGGAAGCUUUAAUAAUAGCACAGGGAGCGUGUGAAGGGAACAUUCGUGCACCUCAGAGCUCUCCAGUCAACCACACGACUAAUGAUGUGGAUAACAGACAACAAUACCAGAGUCUCCUCCAUAAGGUGUGUAAGGAACUAGCUGAGUGGUACUUCCAGGAUGGAUGCUCUGUCCUUGCUGCAUGCUGCCACCUAGCUGUGGACAACGUCCAGCUAGCCAUGUCCAGCCUCAUCCGAGGUAAUGAGCUGGAGUUGGCUGCAUGUGUCGGACUCAGCCUGGGAGAGGCAGCCAAUCAGAGCACUGCAUACUGCCUUGAACUCUUAGCCAGGAAAUACAUGACCACACCUACAUGGGAGCUCUCAGCUGACCUACUGCGAAUGAUACCUGACAACAGCAUUUUAUUGGCUAAGCUGUGUGCAUUUUACCCAGGAAGUGCUGCUGAAAUCAACCAGUUACAUGAAAGGUGCGGUCUCCCUUCAUUAGAGGAGUGUAAGGCCUUGGCAGAAGCAGCCAUGUGUGAAGGAGAUUUGUUUUCAGCAGUUAAAUUCCACCUGCUGAGCUCUGAACCCGAGAGUGCCCUUCGCAUAGGGAUAGAUCAUGUUAAAGAGCAGCUGUCUGGUUCUGACUGGACCGUGGAUAGCGUUCAGCCAAUCCUGGACCUGAUGAGUUACAUCAGAACCGACCGCCUCAUCAUGGCCAAGUUGACUGACUGCGUUGGUCCUGUGUGGUGCUGAUUAUGUGACCGGUUCCAAUCUGCCGAGCCACUCAGAUGUUCAACUGUCCUGUUUCACUGGACACAGAAUACAGGGUCCAGUGUUUUUGCUGGAGGACGGUAAAUCAGCAAUCUCCCUUAACGAUGCUCUAAUGUGGGCAAAAGUCAACCACUUCUCCCCUUUGGGAACAGGACUCCGCAUCAAACCCUUCUAACACACACACACACACCUACACACACAUAACGACACACACACACACAUAAAGAGGGCAUUCCAAGGGAAGGGGUUAACAGAUUGGAUGGGAAGAAGAAACAAAAGCCAGAGAGUGAAGUGUAGUAAUGGAAAAAAAAAAGGAAAGCUGGGCUGCAAAUAACAUUUUUGUGCUUCAGCUAACUGGCCAACUGCAUUUUAUAAUUUACAGAGCCAACAAACGUGGUGACAUCAACAAAUAAUGCAUUUGUGAUUCUGUGAGGAUGAGUCAGUUUCAAACAAGCUCAUGGUUUUGGUAGAUUUUGAUAUUGGUUAGCUUAGCCGUUACGUGAUGAGAACUUAGCCAAAAAAAUCAUCAUGCUUUAAUUGUGAAGGAGGAUUCUUAUUGAAUGAGAUAUGUGAUUUAUUUGGUAGGAUUCCCUCUUUUUCUCCAGCUAACACUUUCUCAAAGAAUGAGCAUGUAUAUACAGGGUAUAAAUCUGAAUUACUUUGUUCUAUUGUUGUAAAAAAAAUACUGGAAUAAAGCAA
Molecule: messenger RNA, 3966 nt
Organism: Morone saxatilis (striped sea-bass)
Lineage: Eukaryota; Metazoa; Chordata; Actinopteri; Moronidae
Gene: wdr17
Product: WD repeat domain 17
Molecular function (GO): protein binding
Source: RefSeq, a predicted model, not a curated record